Microthlaspi erraticum is the source of this 891-nucleotide messenger RNA. The record is from the annotation of a GenBank genome assembly. Lineage: Eukaryota; Viridiplantae; Streptophyta; Magnoliopsida; Brassicales; Brassicaceae.
AUGAUAAAUGGCGGGAGAUGCAGGAGCAGGCUGUUUCGACAAUUCGUGUGUCUGGCAGACGAGGCGAUGCUUCAGGUGGAAGAUCUUACUACUUGUAAGGAGAUCUGGGAGAAACUGGAGAAUAUGUACAUGUCAAAGUCGUCGUCCAGCAAGUUGCAUCUCAAGCAGCGUUUGUACGGGAUGAAGAUGUCAGAAGGAUCCGAUCUGAUGCAGCAUGUCACUACAAGCGUGAUUGUCCAAACAAGGGCAAGAACAAAGGAGGAAAGUCUGAAUGUUGCGCAGCGGGAUUCUGAUUCAGGGGAUAGCGAUCUAUAUGCUGUCAUGUUAGGUCAUCAUGCAGAUUCUUGGGUGAUGGAUACAUGUGCGUCAUUUCAUAUGACUUCUAACCGGGAGUGGUUCGAGACGUACAAGGAGGGAAAUAUGGGAGCAGUUCAGUUGGUGGAUGACAGAGUCUGUAGCAUUGUUGGUAGUAAUUCUAUCAAGUUUAGGAUGCAUGACGGGGUCAUCAGGACACUUACUGAUGUUAGACAUGUUCCUGCUGUCAAGAAGAAUCUGAUAUCUUUGGGUACUCUUCACAGAAACGGAUUUAGGUAUCAUGCAGUUGAAGGAGAAGACGUUCUGAAGCGGAGGUCUCUGAUCAGACAGCACGGCCCUCUGGCACAUGCGCAUGGGGCAUAUUGGUGGCAUGGGUUGAAUGAGCUCCACAAGAGGGGUCUGCUGGGAGGUAUGAAGAAUUGCAAGAUGGAUUUUUGCAAGUUCUGUAUGAUGAGAAAACAGUCCAAGAUGUCUUUCAAGACAGGUCUACACACGACAAAGGGUCUUCUAGACUAUGUGCAUUUUGAGAUGUGGAGACCAACUUGUGAGCACUUGAGACACCCCAAACCCGGAUAA